Venustampulla echinocandica is the source of this 921-nucleotide messenger RNA. RefSeq lists its product as uncharacterized. The transcript has 4 exons. NCBI's taxonomy places the organism in Eukaryota, Fungi, Ascomycota, Leotiomycetes, Helotiales, Pleuroascaceae. The record is from RefSeq and is a predicted model, not a curated record. Bases 1 to 921 code for a protein of 306 amino acids.
AUGUCUGCCGACAAAGCCCCGGCCGAAAAGCUACCCCUUGCGGUGCGGAAAAACGUCCGGGAUGAAUGGGACAAUAAGAAAGGCGAUUUGGAAUCGCAAAUCUCCACUCUCUUGGGAACACCAUGGACCUUCGAUAUCAACCCACUGGCCAUCUAUCCAUACGCCGAAGAGGGAUCUUAUGGACACCACUCAUUGGGCGAAUGCAUUGCUGCAUAUAUGAACGGUUUCAUUUACCACCUUCAAAAAUUCCUCGACACAUAUGGCCAAGAGGGUAAAGCGGAACUCAACUCUGUGUGUCGCGCCACACAUGCAAUCACUUUCGCCGCAUCCACUACAGUCAACUAUUGCGGAUGUGACAUCGAGUCUGGCAUGUUGCGUAUUUUGUUUCACCCUAAUAACCUUGGAUCCAACCUGGACAGCGUCGCGGAAGAUAUUGCAAAGGUCGUCUCGAGUGCCCCCCAGCCCGCAGGAGCACCUCCCCUGAGUUUUACAGCGCGCCACUCCAUAAAGUCCGAUUAUGAUUCUCAAAUUGGUCCCAUCCUUGAGAACGCUAUAAAAGUGUUGCAAAACCCGGCUCUCAAGUUCGAGGUGGGUUUUGACGACUUGGGUAGGAUGCUCAAGAAUGGGGAAGGCGCGAGAGAUGACUGGGAGAGCAAUCUAGGCACCUUCGCGCGACAGUAUUAUGAGAGCUUCGUAGAUAGCUUGAUAUCUGAGAAGUUUGGUGAGGAUGAAUUGUUAAGGGAGGGGUUGGCAGAGUGCGUACCGAACGGAUCUGUCAGGUUGAGGAUUGUGGAAAACUUGCAGAAGGAAACAUAUAACGAAGUUGUCCUUGAAGAUGGUGAUCUGGUCUUGCAGACCACGCCACAAUACUGGGGUACUAAUAUAAACGAUGUUGCAUCGAAUUUGAUGAGCAUUCUCUAG